Exaiptasia diaphana is the source of this 4587-nucleotide messenger RNA. Its product is annotated as histamine H2 receptor. Gene Ontology annotation, cellular component: membrane. Bases 3441 to 4460 code for a protein of 339 amino acids. NCBI's taxonomy places the organism in Eukaryota, Metazoa, Cnidaria, Anthozoa, Actiniaria, Aiptasiidae. Gene Ontology annotation, biological process: G protein-coupled receptor signaling pathway. The record is from RefSeq and is a predicted model, not a curated record. Gene Ontology annotation, molecular function: G protein-coupled receptor activity. The transcript has 2 exons.
UAGUGUUGAAAAAUGUUUGUUUUUGAAAACUACCUUCCCAAAAAACGUUUCRAUUUUAUAUAAUCGUGCACAAUUAUUCAUGAGGCUAAGUACGAUAUGAACAAUUACUGAUGUAGUCUGAGGAUGAUAUAAARAGUUKCACAGGCCAAGGUGAUGUUAUCCGACAAAUUUACGAAUUAUAUCAGAAAAACUAUUUCAUCUCAAAAAAAGUUYGCAUGCCUUGCUUCAAGAUAUGUAGAAUUGAUGGACACUUAGCAAUCAAAAGAGAGUAUAUAUUUUGAAUAGAUAAAAUGAAAAAAGUUGAUUCGWUUUUUUUGACCUUGUAAAUGUAUAGUCAUACAGCCUUAUUUCGCUUAACAUUUUUCCCUUUUUGAUUUUACAUCUGCUACAAUUGUCUGAAUAUAUAAAAAUUGUAAACAGUUCUUAACUCCGUCAUUGCUCCGUCAUUGCUCAGUUAAACUAAAAACAUUGYACCGCCUUUCUUUUAAUUGACAAUUGCUUAUGUAUAGUAGAUCUCUUCGCCGUAGCCUUGAUAAGAAAUUCGGUAAGACCAGUCUGUAAGUGCUUGAUCCUCCUUGGGUACUUAAGAAGGGUUGAUUGUAUCUUAGCAUAGUCUAAAAUAUUCAAAAUAGCUAAGAAUUUUUUUUAGYUCAGAUAAUUGGAAAUCUCUCUUGAAGCAGACAAACAAGGCAAGUGCAAUUUGUUCUUUAUUAGUGUGCCUUUAUAUAAAAAUACGCACUUUUUACACCAGUAAAAGCAACCACCACUGUACUAAAACCUUCUCAGAAAUGGUAGGUUUUCAUAGCAUUUUAUAUUUCUUUCUAGUUCCUUGAUGGUAACGAAAGAAGACGUAAAAUAACAUUAAGAAAACAUAUUACCAUUGCCGACGGGAGGCGUUGUGUUAGCAGCUGUUAGCUGACUAGCCGAGCGAGCUAAAGUGAGCUGUUAUCAAAUGUCAUCCACAGCCGUUCGAAAUCAARCGGUACCGUUUUACAAAAUGUUUUUUUCUUGCUAUCUAUGUAUCGAGUUUACUUUUACAGGGUUUAUAACUUUAUUUUUUUAUAUAACAAAUGAUAGUUUCCGUAAACAGACCGAAUUAUCAUGAAAAUCUCCACUCAUUUAUUUCAUCUAUGCGGUUAGUUGGCACCCUUUAGCAGCAUGCGACGUCGCUAGUAUUCCGGUCCUAGUUUAUAAAACUCGUUAGAAAUACCUUAGUGUAUUAUUAUAAGGAUGCAUGUAAGGAACUAUAUGACUGAUCCAUAUAAAUGAUAUGAAAUGCGAUGUAUAAAUACACUAUAUUGACGCACAUAAGACAAAAAAUAGUAAUUAAAAAAUAUAUAUAUAUCUUAUUCAGGGACCGAUAUGUUUGCUUGCUUCAUAGUUCAGUUCUAUGAAAAACUGGCAGAGAACAACAUAAAUUAGUAAUGAUUAUACAGAUAGUUAUGCACUCAUUUUAAAGACUUUAUGSUCUAGUGAUGUACUUUCUUCAUUGUUUUGAGUUUUGUUGUGCAACUCGGUAAAUGAAAUCAUGGGCAUGAUAUUUUGAUACCAUGGCUAGACACAGAAUGACAAAAUCAUAUUUUUAAUCCAAUGGUCGGCUUGUUUUAUUUGGUCACUAGGAGCAGUUUCGAAUUUUUGUUUGAAGAAUCUUCUGGAAAAUAUGGAUAGUUUCCGAAUUUUCAUCUGUUUCCAUAGAUUUCCUGCGAUACAUUAAUAAAUAUGACACAUUAACAAUGUUGACUGAAAUAKAUGGAUAUAAAUGUUUGCACACACACUCGGAAAACAUUGUUCGAUGUAAUAGAUGCGAUCAAAGGAUAAAAUAGAAGGAAUCUACUUUGACGACUUCUUGAAAUAUUGUUUGAUAACAUACUCUAUUUACAUUAGAAUUGUUACCAUCUUAAAGCCUUUGGAAUUGACUGAAGAGUUUUUCAUCCACAAGAUGUGUUUACAAUAUCUCUACACGAAAUAUAACGUGCACAUCCUAAUGAUAGUCCCUCUGGCCAGAGCUCGCAAUGACGCUGUUGCUGGUUGGUUGUCAGUUACAGUGAAAAAUUCCACGGUCUGUUUCGUAUCCUCAUUUGGUCAAUAUUUAAAACAAAUCUUUUUGAAAUCUCGUUUUUUUGAGUUGUGCUGCAUAUCAAUGAUGAUAUUUGCAAACUUUUAUGCAACUUUGGUCGCAAGUGGAUCAUCGCCAUUCUACUCGUUAAAAGUUAAAGCCAGGGCUUUCAAACAGAAAACAGAAUGCAUUCAUAGGAUCGUGUUUUUCCUUUCUUUUUUUGUUUUUUAGACUUUUCAUUCCCGGAACUUUAAAGGAAAAUGGCAGAAAACCUGAUGCAUAGACAAGGAAUUUAAACAGAAACAAAAGGAUAAAAAUGAAGAAAAUAUAAAGAAAAGAAAGAAAAAUGGAAUGAAACAAUACUUAGGAAGUUUYUUGAAACRUGAUAUUGUUGYAWUUCAGUCUUAUUUGACGGCAAAAAUGUCAAAAUCGGAAACGUUUCGUCAAACCAACAAUCAGAUAUGAUUGAUUGUCCGACGGUACUGAAGAAAGUCGGCAGUUUUAAUUUGAAUAGUUGGUCUUCAUUAACAAUUGCCAAUCAAAAACAAUUCAUAUGCGAACUAUCAACAGAAACUAAAAAAAGACCGGUGUCCUAGCGCUGUUUGAUGGAACUAGUGAUAAUCACAAAGUGCAAUUACUAUCUUUGCUGUGAUUGGUCAUUCCUUUCAAUUAAUAGACUCUUAUUGAAUUCUGUUUUUACCGUGAUAUUCUCGAUAAAUCGUUGKCAGUAAGCAAGCAAGUGCACUAAGCCUCGGGCCUCAUUACACUUACCGAAAUCUUGAUUAUUUUUGAUACUCACAAAAAACGAAUGCAAUAAAAUGUUAUUAUUGAACAACCAACCGUAUGUUAUUAAAAGAUCUCUUAAGUCAAGGGUUUUUGACAUGUUUUGAAGACAUCAAGUUUUGAGAAUAUAAACAAUGUUUGUGAUUAAUCACCUUUUAGACAUACUGGCAGGGAGGAACUCUGUUACUUACAAACUAAUUAAGAGAAAACUCCACAGAACUACGAAAUCGCACUGAAAUUAUUGAGAUAUAUGUAAAAAUAUCUCGUAGCAGCCAAAGCGUUCAUGCAAGCAGUACCAAGUGGUUUCUUAAUGCAAAUUCUUGAGUAAAGUACGUGGCACAAACACAACUAAAGAGGAAAUUACAAAAGUCACCUGACUUAGUUCAUAGUACUAACAGAACUAUUUUCAUCACAGAUUAUUCCUUGAAACGAAAAGAAAUUAAAGGCGAUUCCUUGAAGGAAGAGAAUUGAAAGGUAGUGAGGACCGCACAUCCUGCCAUAAAUAACUGGCCGUAAGGUAAUUUACCGAUUGACAACAAGCGCAGCUGUCGCGUGGCGAAGGGAGAAAUCCAUCAGUUGUUUACCAUCAACACGCCCAACCAUGGCUCAAAAUGUAACAUUUUCCAACAACAGUUCGACGGCAGCGCCUUCUAACGAUGACAAUACAAUAUUAAUAACUGUAAUGUGUUUCCUGGCCGUUCAAGGCUGUUUUGUUGUGAUUAUAAACGCGUUAGUAAUAUACCUCAUCGCUAAAAAACAUUCCUUACGAACAACGACAAACUUAUGCCUGGGAAGUCUUGCUAUUUCUGACAUGAUGACGGGUUUGUUUGUGAUUCCUAUGAUCAUCUGGUGCAAUGCAAACUCGUAUAUGUUUGGUGUAUGCCUGGCAAUGGAUCUUGGAAAUCGUUUUCUUGCUAUUUCCACRAUUCUCCAUCUUCUUGUGAUUACAGCAGAACGAUAUUACACMAUAGUCUUUUCKCRUGCUGCUAUGUCACACUGCUCCAUCACGAUCCCAGAAGCCUUGGYUGCUCUCCCAUGUUUGUGGGCCUUCGCUUUGGUAGCUUCCUUUGUGCAGCUCUUCUGGGUGUUUGAUAGUGAUGAGGCGAGAAAACUACGGGUUACCAUCGUUUAUGACCUUAUUGUUCUUUCUAUGCUAGUCUUUCUACCGUUGAUUAUAAUGGCUGUAGCAUAUGGUCAUAUAUUCUUUGUACUGAGGAGGCAGAUAGCUAAGAUAAAGCGCGGAAUAAGACACUUGAGCGAACAAACUCUCGAAAGACAUAACUGGAAAGAAAGAAAGGCAUUACUCAUCUAUGGAGCUAUGAUUAUCGUCUUUGUGAUUGGUUGGUUUAAYUAUUUCUUUCUUACUCUGCAAGAUGACCUACAGCUCAAAGGAUUACCGACACCAUUAUGGGUCAACAUUAUGCUACUGUUUUUAAAGAAUAGUACAGGUAUAUUAAAUCCUAUAUUAUAUACGUACUUGAAACAGGACUUCAGAAAAGCAAGACGGACUCUGGGAAUAUGUACUAAAAAAGACGUAAGGGCAAACAAYUUCAGCACAAACGAGAUGACUUCUACUAACUUUGCUUCUACGGUUGUCGUCUAUCAGAAAGUUUUAGUAUAGAUUACUAGUUCUUGUAAUAAURAUAAUAUAUAAUAUGCUAUUUCUUGAACAUUGAUAACUGUUUGUAUGAAGGUAUCGCGUUACACAAUAUGUAAAUAAAAGCAUUAUGGAAGAUUGGAAAUUGAGA